UAGGUCAAACCGAAGAACGCAGAAGCCGAAAGGGUGGAGAGGCGAUCGGGGGCGGAACCAGUAGAUCGGCGACUUCGAGAUCGACGAGCCACCGGAGUCGAGAGCAGCCGCCGCCGCCGACCGGCCGGCGAGACGGUGCUCCUUACCGGCGCCUUCAACGCUCGUCCGCGUCAUCGAUAGCCAUCCGAGGGCAAGGUUUUCCAAAGGAAAGGUAGGAAUUUCGAGUGAGACAUGUACAACGGAAUAGGGUUACAGACCCCGAGAGGGUCUGGGACGAAUGGGUACAUCCAGACCAACAAGUUCUUUGUGAAGCCGAAGACUGGGAGGGUCGCUGAAAACACCAGGGGGUUCGAGGGAGAUCAGGGCACAGCUGGUGUCUCCAAGAAGCCCAACAAGGAGAUCCUCGAGCAUGAUCGCAAACGCCAGAUAGAGCUUAAGCUUGUUGUGCUUGAGGACAAGCUCACUGAUCAAGGAUACACUGAAGCUGAGAUUGCAGAGAAGCUGCAAGAGGCCAGGAGAACUCUGGAAGCUUCCUUUGCUUCUGAAGCUAGUGGAGGGCCUACUGCCAUUGUGACUACUGAAAAGAAGUUUUCUGAUACACAAACACACCAAAUUGCUGCUAGAAAAGAGAAGCAGAUGGAAACAUUCAGAGCUGCUUUGGGUAUAGGGUUGACUAAGCAAAAUUCUGAGGAAAUUGAUGAUGAACCUAAAGUGGGGCAGAAGAUUUUGGAGCAAGAGAGACCUGAACAUGCUUUCCUGGAUAGAGAUUACAGUUCGAAAAAACAGGCAGAAGAAAAGUCGAAAGUUAAAAUAGAUGAUAAGAGAAAUAGUGCUAGGGAUGUGAAGCAUAAGAAAGACAAUGGUGAUGAUUCUUCUGAUUCAGAUGAUAUUAGGAAACAGACAAGAGCAACUGAGAAGAAGCAUCGCAAACAUAGCCGGAGAAGUGACUCAGAAAAUGAUUCUGAGGUAGAAAAUGUUGAUAGGAAGCACAAGAAACAAAAGAGCAAGAGACGCAGGAAGUAUAAGUCUGAUGAAUCUGACUAUUCUUCUGACAGUGAUGAUGACAGUGAUGAUGUUGGCAAGAUGCGGUCCGAACUGGAAUCUCGGAAAAAUAAGAAAUCUCAGAAGUAUGAGUCAAGCGAGGAUGAUACUUCUGAUGAGGGCUUUUCAAAGCGUCAAUCGGAGAAGGGAGAGCGUCAUAUCAGAACUGGCAAAGAUGAGGACUCUGAGCACGAGUCUGAUAUUGAUCGUAAGGUGAAAACAAGGACAGGUGAACCCGGAAAAUUGAAUGAGCGAAGUGGAGGUCGUAGAAGAAGUGGUUCUGAUUCUGAGAAUGCUAGAAAAUUGGGUCAUGACAGAAGAAGGAAAGGCGGCAGGAGGCAUGAUGAAGACAGUGAUAGUGAAUCUGAUGUAGUCAAUGUGGGAAAGCAUAAAAAGUUUGGUGAAGUGAGGAAGCAGAGGAGGAAUGAUACUGAUGAUGAUUCAGAUUCUGGGAGAGAGAAGAAAUUAGAUAAAGCUCGGAGUCGGAGACACGACUCUGAUGAGGGGGACUCUGAUGGCAGUUUUGGUGGGAGAAGAAAACAAAUGGCAAGGGCACCAGUUUCUUCAGCAGAUGACAGUGUCAGUGAUGAUUCUAGUGAGAGUGGCAGUGAUACUGCCUCUGGCAGUAGCACUGAUGGUCACAAACGUGCAAAAGCUAGUGAUGAUACUGGCAAGAGUAUACAUCAUGCUGAUGUCAAGAACAUGGCUGGCAAUGUGCCUAAUCGAGAAGGAAAAGGGUUGAGAUCUGGAGAUAAAAGUGAUGACAGAUCAAGGAAGGACAUUUUUAAUGGAUCUUGGGAUAAGACUGACAAAAGAAAGAGGGGCAACAGUUUGGAUGGUAACACCAGGGAUGACUUGCAAGAAUCAAAAUCUCGGGACAUUUUGAGAGAGGGAGAUCAUGGCUUGGAACAUAGGAAGGAUAAAAAAUCCGAGGCUGAAGUGAAGGCAAGAACAAAUAAAGAGGAGAGAGAUCAGUUUGUUGAUUACUCUCGAUCUCGUAGAUCUGGAGGAAGGCAUGAAGAUUGGAAUGACAUGGGAGGUCGAAGUUAUGAAAAAGAGGAUCAGUUACAGACGAGUAGGAGGAAAGGCAAUGAUGACUAUGAGGAAAAAGAAGGAAGAUGGCGUGACAGAGAUGAAAGGGAGGAAAGAGAAGGAAGGCGGCAUGACAGAUAUGAGCGUGAAGGAAGAGGGCGUGACAGAGAUGAAAGGGAUCGUGAAGGAAGAUGGCGUGACAGAGAUGAAAGGGAUCGUGAAGAAAAACGGCAUGGCAGAGAUGAGAGGGAACUUGAAGAAAGAUGGCGUGGCGGAGAUGAGAGGGCACGUGAAGAGAGAUGGCAUGACAGAGAUGAAAGAGAACGUGCUGGAAGAAAGCACAUGAGAGAUGAAGAGGAUAAUUAUUCUGCAAGGCAUGAUAGAGAUGAGCAGCCUUUUAAAAGUAGGAGAUAUGAUGUAAGGGAGGAGGAAGGACGAGAAAAUGUAGCUUCUGGAGAAAAUAAUGAGAGGUGGGGAAAACAUUCUGGGGAACAGAAGAAUACUCGGAGAGAGGAUGAGCAGCAAGGAUAUAGAGAUUACCAUACAGACAGUAAAGUGGAUGCCUCCAAGAGAGGUGGCCGAUAUGAUGGUUCCAGGUCCAGUGGGAGGAGGUCGGAGAAUGAGGGGGAACACCGGAGCAGGCAUUAG
Molecule: messenger RNA, 2721 nt
Organism: Syzygium oleosum
Lineage: Eukaryota; Viridiplantae; Streptophyta; Magnoliopsida; Myrtales; Myrtaceae
Source: RefSeq, a predicted model, not a curated record